AUGUACAAAGCGCCAAAAUAUCAAGCGAACAUCGACAAAAAAAAUUACUUUUUGGUUCAAGCUACAGAGAAAUUCAACGAAGCUUCGCAGCUCAAUCCUCAAAAUCUUAUUUCUUUAGUGGGGAAAGGUCUUAUAUAUCUUGCAAAAAAAGAUGUAGUGCAGGCGGGUCGCGAAUUUUCAAAUGCUUUAAGAAUUUCGCCAAAUUUUAUACCGGCUCUUUUUGGUUUAGCUCGUAUACAAUAUUCUCAUAAAGCUUUCAAAGAUGCUCUUGCAACAUAUCAAAGAAUUGCUAGGCUUAACCCUUUCAUGACGCAUCCAGAUCCACGUAUUGGAAUUGGUCUUUGCCUCAAUAAAUUGAAUCGGUUUAAUGAAGCAGUCCAAGCCUUUGAUAGAGCUAUUACAAUGAACCCAAAUAGUGUACCCGCUAAUAUCCUUCUAGCUACUAUUGAAUUUGAUAUUGCUAAACAACUUGAUCCUUAUAAAGAUGUAUCUGACGAAGAAAGAUUAGCUAACUAUUGCGCAGGCAUGGAGCGCGUGGAAUUAGCUCUUAAUAUUGAUCCUACCAAAUCCAGUGCACUAAUUCUUUUGGCGCACGGAUUUAUGCAAUCCGAAACGCAUUAUCAACUUGCUAGAGCUUAUCAUUUUAUAGAAGACUAUGAUAAGGCUUUUUAUCACUAUUAUCAUGCAAUAGACAUUAAUGAAAAUCAUACUUCAGCGCGUUAUGGAUACGGACAAAUGUUGAUUCGUAAUGGUUAUUAUGAAGAAGCUAAAGAUGAAUUCGAAAAAUUAUGGCACCUAAAUAUCAAAAAUUUAGACGUCACCACAGUUUUAUGCGUAUUGAACGCUCAUAUUGGCUUUAAUGACUCGGAUCAAUCAGUUAGGCAAAAAGCAUUAAAUGAUUUCGAUAGAAUCUCGAAAGCUUUCGUAGAAGACAAAUAUAAGAAUCCUGACAUUUCAACAGUAAAGGCUUGGUUCUUUGAACAAAAAAAGAAUCCGGUUAAAGCGCUUGCAUCAUUAAAGAAAGCAAAGGAAUUAUAUGAACGCCUUCAUAGAUCAGUUCCAUUUGAACUUCUCAAUAAAAUGGGGAAUAUGGCUUUUAAAGCUAAAUUAUAUGAAGAAGCAAUUGAUCAUUAUAGUGAAGCCUUAAGAAUAAUUGAGAAAUUGCCGGAAAAGGGGGGAUAUCGCGGAUUAACAGUGUGUUAUAAUAAGGGGCGUGCUAAUGAAGCCGCACAUAAAACAGAGCAGGCAAGACAAAUUUAUAAGAAGAUUAUAGAUCGUAGCCCUGAAUUUGUGUUAGCUCGGUUACGUCUAGCUGCAAUUGAAGAUAAACUUAAAAAUCAUCAUAAAGUUGAUGAAAUAAUUCAUGAAGUUUUAGAUCUUGAUGAAGAGAAUAUGGAAGUCAAAAAAAUUCACGCUUUAUAUCAGUUGAGACGUGGAGAUUUUCAAACACCUAGAAAUCUUUUGCAUUCUCUUGCGGAAAAAAAUGAUUUAGUAGCUAUAACAGCAUUAGGCAGUUUAUACUUAAUUAGGGCACGUCUAAUCAAACAAGAGCAUGAAAAACCACAGAGAGAAGCGUAUUAUAAGAGAGCUGUAGAAUUGUUCCAAAGAGCUCUAAAUUUAAACCCAAGAAAUAUAUGGGCAGCUAAUGGAAUUACUGUAGCAUUAGCAGAAACCGGAAGAAUGCAAGAAGCAAAUGAGGGUUUUUGGAAAAUACUCCAAAAUUGCCCUAAGCCUGAAUUUAAUAUUAAUUAUGCACAUACUUGUGCUCUUUUAGGCGAUUAUGGUAACGCAAUACGUUUUUAUGAAGUAGCUUCCAAAAAGUAUCAACAUAGGGAUUACCAGAUAAUGGAGUGGAUUGCAAGAGUAUAUUAUAUAAUUGGAAAAGAACGAAAGGACCUUGAAUCAUUAGAAACAGCUUUGGAUUGGACACAGAGAGCUCUUCGAUUGAAGCCAGAUCAUAAGAUUGCACUUCAUAACCUCGCUUUGCUCCAACAAACCCGUGCUCAAUUAAUCAGAGACGCCAAAUUAGGUCAAUCAAAAGUAGGCCAAACGGCUCCAAUAACCACAGCAUCUCCAAAUAUUUCAUUGCCAGAAUUGAAAAAAGUAAUCGCUUGGGCCCAAUGGUCUACAAAAACAUUUGAAGAGAUACUUAAAGAAGAAUACAAAAAAGUGAUGUUUGAUCGUGAUCUAGUGAAGAAUCGUGUUGCCUUUGGAAACUCAAUGAUUGGAAGUUUUGAAAAAAAGAAGAAAGAGCUCGAAGUAAUUGAAGAACAAAAAGAAGUUGAAAGAACAGAAAGAAAAAGGGUUGAAGAAGAAAAACAACGUAUAGAAGAACAAAGAGUUGCGGAAGAGGCAGUGUUAGAAGAAGAAAGACGAAAGAGAGCUGCAGAAGAGGAUAGAAUAAGAAAUGAACGUCUUCAGGAAUAUGCUGCAAUGCAAAAGAUAUUAUACGCACGAGAGGAAAAAUCAAAAAGAAGAAGAUACUCCUCCGAUGAAGAAGACAGGGGAAUGUCUUCUAAAAAGUCUCGUAGAGGUUUUAAUAUUUAA
Messenger RNA from Rhizophagus irregularis DAOM 181602=DAOM 197198, 2547 nucleotides. Lineage: Eukaryota; Fungi; Glomeromycota; Glomeromycetes; Glomerales; Glomeraceae. The record is from RefSeq and is a predicted model, not a curated record.